Babesia bigemina is the source of this 6024-nucleotide messenger RNA. RefSeq lists its product as hypothetical. The transcript has a single exon. Bases 1 to 6024 code for a protein of 2007 amino acids. The record is from RefSeq and is a predicted model, not a curated record. NCBI's taxonomy places the organism in Eukaryota, Apicomplexa, Aconoidasida, Piroplasmida, Babesiidae. Gene Ontology annotation, molecular function: metal ion binding.
AUGUCAUCCUUCACCUCCCUUCUGACUGUGUCCAUCGACUGGUUGAUCCAGGUUAGGUAUGCGAAUGGUGGCAAGGAUGGUCUUACCAAGUUGUCUCAAGCUUUGAAAAAGUUGAUUGAGGAGGCUAUUGAGAAGGCUUAUACUUCUCUAAACAAGCAAUACCCUCUCGCUAAACCUCCUUCUAAAGUCGCCUCGUCUGCCGCCUCGGCUCCUCCUGCUAAGUCUACUGAGUCUACUAUUCCCGUGAAAAAAAGUUUUGAAGAGAUUAAAAAAGACAUUGAAAAUGAAGUUAAAUCAUUGCCUAAUGAAAUUAAUAAGCUUCAAAUUAAUCCUCUAACUGAAGAAGAAAAUAAGCGUUUAUCUGACUGUCAGUCCAAGUUGUCUGCUUUGCAGACUGUGCAUAAGCUUGCUGAAUUUGCUGAUCAACUUGACACUAGUAAAAACAACUCUCCUAAUUUACUUACUAAUUUAUGUGACGGCCUUCAGACUUUUCUUGGUUACGAUAAAGACUCCAAAGGCUACGACGGCUCUGGGAUUGUGUACUCUGACUUGGAUAGGCUGUGUGACGGGGUGAUGGCGUUUUUGUAUCAGGUGCUUAAAGAUGUCAGCGAGAAACAGCCUUACAGUGUGGGUAAAGAGGAACUAAAAAAACUUGUUAGUGACCUUAAAACUAAAUUAUCCACCGGGCGUGAGGGUUUUAAGUUCAUUGAGACGGUGGCGGAGAGGGUGAGGGAGUAUAAUGAGAGAGUAGCAACGUCGAAUGACUAUGUCAAAAACAAAAUUAAAGAGAUGCAUAAUCACGUUGACAAGACUUUAACAGAUAAGUUAAGAUCCAUAUUACUUAAUGAUGAUUCAGAUCUGCGGAAGGCAUUGACACAAGAGCAAGUUCAGAAGGUGGAGCAAGCUGUGACGGACGCCGAUCGAUUAGUUAAGGACUACGCAACAAAAGGUACGGACUUCAUAAACGGCUUCCGUGAAAAGAAAGUGUUCAGUUACCGAAAGGGUACGACGUACGAAUAUAGAGACGAAUUUAAGGACUUGAAUCCUGACGUACAACAGAAAAUUAAUAAUGCUAUACAAAACAUUUCAUAUGAAGCUACACGGCUUGGUGCACUCUCUGCCAAGGAACAGAAACACCUAGAGCAGAUGACAGCGAAGAUCAAGGAUACGUUUACUUCGCUUAACAGGUGCGUGAAUGAUAAAAUUGGCACAGACGUUACUGCGCUUGUUAAUAAGGUGAAUAAACAAGUUGAAGCUAUUUUGAAGGUGCUAAAUAGCAUCCAUGAUAAGCUUUGGCAAUGCGUAAAACAAUUAGAAACGUGGAUUAAGGAUGCAGAAAGAAUUGUGGACGGUGCAAUAACCAAUGUGAAUCCAAUUGUAGAUAAGGGUGUCGGAUUUCGCAACGAAAUAGCACUUGAAGAUAGUGCUAAUCAAUUGAAAGACAAAGGUUUAGACCUUUACGGGAAAUUUAACGUUGCAACGCAAGAGGUUGAAAAUCUUGUCAAAACGGCGCUGGGGGAGGUAAAAAAGAUGGACGAGGCGCUUAAAGGGGAUUUGUGGAAGGUGAAGGAAAGAAUUAGAGAUGCUAUUUGGAAACAUGUCAAUGCCGAUCUGGAAAUUCAUAAUUUGGAUGAUAAAGUAGAGAAAGAUUUAGUAACGUUGAAAGGAAAGAUUGAGGUUGAGAUGAAAUCGUAUAUUCAGUCGUUAAGAAUUAAAAUUAAGCAUGAAGUUGAGCAGAUUCUUAAUGGUGGAAUGGAUACGCAAAAAGGUUUAAAAGGAAUUACGAGUGCGGUUAAACAUAGAUUUGCCGAUGCGUUCAAAAAAGGAGAGAAUGAUGGUUUCGGGCAAACAGUAAAAGGAUGGAUUAAAGGAAUUUUAGAUGAGGACGCCGUGAUUAAAAGCUUGAUGCAAAGAUACGUAAAGCCGGCAGAUAGAACUAAUGGAGAUAUAAAUAGAUUUUAUUCGACAAAAACAGAUGAAAUAGCAGGCGCAAUUUCUACGCAUAUUAUGAAACAUGUUGGCAACGAAAUUGCGACAGUGCAGUCCGCCAUUGAUAAAGUCGAACCGUCAUCCGGCAAUUCAACCAUUAAGAAAUAUGUUGAGGCCAUCAAGGGCGUUUGCGAAGAUUUUGCCAAAAAAUUCAGAAAUGCAAUAGGUUCGACCAUUACAGCCGAUAAUAUUGCGCAAACAAUUCGGAAUGUGUUAACGAAUGAUUUGUCAUCCGAUUCCAAUAUCUAUGAUUUACAAGAGGCAGUCAUGUUUAUUUUCCCCGCACUCCAUUCCGCCGCUGAUCAGACUGCGAAACAGCUUGAUUCUUUGCUGCUUCAAAACAAAGUUGGAAAAAUCAUCGAUAGCUCAAAGAAUUCAAGUAUUGCGGGAGAGAUGGAUGGUAUUUACGGAAAGGUCAAGCGUCUUUAUGACGAGCUCGGACAAACGGUUGAAAAAGCCACUGGUAUGAAAAUUAAUUCGACCGUUGAAAAGGACAUUAUGGAUGGGAUCGGAAAACAUAUCCCUGGUACAUCGGGUACCAUUGCUACGAAGCUUGGUCCAGAACUAAUGCCCACUUUUAAAGAAGCCCAGGCUAAGGUUGAGGAGAAACUCAUAAAAGAUAAUCUUGGUAAAAUUAUCGAUGGAGAAAUCGGAGAGGACGAUAAGAAAAGUGGCACGGAAAAACUAUCAAAUAGAAUCAUCUUAUCCGAUGUUAUUGACAAAUUCACGGGUUACAAAAAAUAUGUAACGCAAGACAAGGUUAAACUGUUGUCGCUUACCGGCACUAUAGAAGCAAGGGAAGGAUCACUUCCAGAAGCAAUUGGCGCAAUUAGGGAUAAAGCGAAUGGUGACUUCGAGGCCGCAAAAAAAGAUUCGAAAGAAGCAAAGGCAUUCCACGAAUGGCACAGCGCCGUCAAACAGAACUUGAAAGCGUUAUCGGAUGCAUUCUCUAAGAAAGGUAUGGAAGUGAAAACCGCUUUGCAAAAACUUAAGGAUGAGAAGAUCGGCAAACAGCUACACGGCGUCUCAGUUAGAAGCGGCACACUUCAGAAAAUUUACAACGAUAUGGUAACUAUACUUCGCGAACAUUUCGACCCCGUCAUAAAGUCCACCACCAAACUCAUGAGAGUAGAUGCCGACCGAUUCAAACACGAAUGCACUCAGUCACUCACACAACAUGUCAACACUGAAUCUCAACAAGCAAUGGACAAACUCAUUAAUCAAGCGAGAAAGCUGUGCAUAUCGUCAAUGAAGUCUUCCCUCGAACAAUUUUCGGGGAAGGUCACCGAGGAGCUGAAGCCCCUGCCCACCCUCAUCGACACCGACAGGCGGCACGGCUUUAAGGGUUUUAUGCGGACGUUGGAAGGGACGAUUGGAGAUGAUGGUGGGACGACGGACGAGAAUAUUGCGAGACUCAAGGGUCUCGUAGGUCAGCUGUCAGGGCAUGUGAAACAUAAGGACACGUUCCAAAAUCUGUCGCAGAAAUUCAAACAGUUCUGGCAUCCACUCCACGACUACCUCAAAGAAGAGACCAAAAGAGUUCACGCAGCGAAUAACGAGAAAAUUAAUCCCAAGCCGUCCGGAGAGGAACAGCUCUACACUUCCAAACUCGACGCUGCACAUUCCGCACUCAACAAACUACUCGAUCACAUUAGUAAUCACCGCUACAACCACGAAGUGCCCGCCAUGCUAGACAGUCUCUCCACUAAAGUCGAUGGUCUCCACCCCAAGACAUUCAAUGAACCGAGCACUCCCCUGCUUGACGGCGUUGGGGAGGGGCUGCGUGAGUUUGCGGCUGAACUAGGGAAGGCGUACAUAAACAGGUAUGAUGGUGGGAAAACAAUUAAAAGGUGGACACAUAGGGAAACCGGAGAUGUAGAAUUAACGGUCGGAGGCCGAAAUGGCGCAAAAAUAUUUCUGAGCCUGCUCGCCAUACUCUAUCACGAUUUGUUAAAAUUAAGAAGUGAGUGCAGGGGCUUGAGCGCACAUCAAAUCAACAAAUCAACGGACGUAGGUAGACUGUUUGCCGAACUAGGAUUCAAAGUUUCGGAAAAAAAUCAGCAGAACGGUGAAUUGCAUGACCACAGGAAUAAGAUAGGUGACUACGUAUUUAAGAGGAUUAUGUGGCCAAUGAAAAAGGCUGAUGAAAAUGAGCAUCUGAAGGGGUGUGAAUCGAAAAAGCACGAUAGAUAUAACAACUUCCACAUCUUCGACCUACUCAAUUGUAUAUACAGUCACUUUGAGCAGUACAACGAAGUCUGCCAUAUUGCUACUUCCUCAGCUAGGAGGCAGCCGUGCAGCGUCUAUGAAAUGCUUGUAUGGCUCACUGGUCUUCCAUACACUUCUGUAUACGGCACAAUGCGUGACAUAACUUUGUCGGAGUUUUUUGAAGAUUCAACUAAGCAGGUUGCCGCAGAAAUAGAGGGUAUUGAGAUGACACUCACGGACAUUGGUGCCGUACCCAUACAAGCUUGUCCACGUGACAUAACGUAUAACAAAGUAACGAAAGCAAUCACCCAUAUCUGCGCGAAAGCAUAUGAUGUUCUCGCAUCCAUAGCAGGUCACGGCGACGAAUACACGCUGUACGCCAGUGACUAUUGCAACAACUCUUUAGGUCUCAAAUAUCCUAGUUCUGGUCAGGAAUGUCUUGAUAUGCUUCUCGAUGUACUACGGAGAUGCUUGCCAGCACUCCGCUACAUUUUCUACAGAUGCAACGUAACCGCUGAGCACCACGGCUGGCGCAAUUGUGAGUACGGCAAGGAUGUGCCGACAAGCAAAUCGCAUUGCAGCAACAGUGCAACGGGCCAGGUAACGGGGCAACCAACGUGCGAAGCAAAGUGCCAACCAACUUCCCCGCUGAUGAGCUAUCUUAACGACUGCCUGCCUGGUCACUUACCGCAUAAUGUCAGCUCCAUAGGGUGCAGAUCGGUAUGCAGCAACUGUCCCUCCGCUGCGAAGCUUGGUAUGCCGUGUCUGACGCCCAUGGGAUUCCGCGGUUUCUCUGGCUCAACCAAAAGUGGCGCGGACCUAUGUGAGAUCAUUCGCGAAUUCUUAGGUAGUGGCCUGGUAGCAUCAUUGUUCUGCCUUGUACCUACUCCGCCGAAGACGCUGCCAGAACACUUCGGAUUUGCUUUGUCGCUUGUCAAUGGAUGGGUUAAUAUUACCAAUUUGACGCCCGAGAAACGAAGUGAAUUUAGCUUUCAAUCGUCAUUUGAAUCACGCAUACGUGAUGUCUCUCUUAUGUUAUAUCCCGAUUCCAAUAAGUUAAUAAAAACGUUGAUGAGAGCAUAUGGUUCACAGGCGGUUUUGCAUGAAUAUUGCAAGCAUCCUCAUCUUGUCAAUUUCACUAGCUCAGAUAUAUGUCGUUACGAUGUUGCAGAUGUAGCCUGCGCUCCUUAUCUUCAAUCGCUAUGCUCAGGUUCCUAUGAAUACAUGGCCAUCAAACACUGUGAACUGUACCUCACCUGGGCCAUAUACCUCUCAUGGGAUUUCUGGCGAUUGCUGAACAAUUUGUACAACGACUUCUGCAACAUAUUCUGUGCCGAUUGGGGUUGCCGCGGCUGCUUGAGAGGCGAUACGUGCAAGAAAGGAUCGCAUGGUCGUACUGACGAAAAAAGUGGGAACCCACGUUGCCAGUGUCCAUCAAUAGUGGAUUGUAAGGGCGUGUCACCGACGCUGUACCGAUAUGGAUUCAGUUUCUGUGACGCUGUCAAAUUGAAUGAUGAUAAAUAUAAAAAGAAGUGUUCCGAUUUCUGCAGUCAGUUAAACAAAAUGUUAACUUCACAAUAUUUCAAAGACCUCUUCAAAGAAUGCGACAACUUCAUUUGGACCAUCAGAGAACCGUUCACUUACAUGGUCCUAGCACUUUGGUCACUCUCCCUCUUCUACCUCAUCUGCGUGAUGGUUGGCAGACUGGAUGUGCUCCACAUACGCUCACACUUACGAUCACCGUCAUCGCACAAGAUAACGGCGCAAUCAUUGUUGGCGGCAGCGCAAGUCGGAAGGCUUGCCAAGAUAUCGUACCUGCAACCGUGA